AUGAGCUAUGUCACCCACGCCUUUUGCGCCGCAGACACGGACCAUUCUGGUGCCACCGUCUUACACCUGGCCGCCCGGUUUGGCCACCACGAGGUGAUCGACUGGCUUCUGCGCUUCGGGGGCAGCGACCCGCUGGCGGCCACGGACACGGGGGCUCUCCCUGUUCACUACGCUGCGGCCAAAGGAGACUUCCCUUCCUUGAGACUCCUCAUCGGGCAUUGCCCCAGUUCGGUCACUGCCCAAACCAAGAAUGGUGCCACGCCACUUUACUUAGCCUGCCAGGAAGGCCACCUGGAAAUCAUCCAGUAUCUGGUGAAGGACUGCGGAGCGGAUCCCCACGUACGCGCCAAUGACGGGAUGACCCCUCUCCACGCUGCGGCCCAGAUGGGACACAACACCGUCAUCGUUUGGCUGAUGAGCUUCACCGACAUCAGCCUCUCCGAGCAGGACGACGAUGGGGCCACCGCCAUGCACUUUGCCGCCAGCCGGGGCCAUGCCAAGGUGCUCAGCUGGCUGCUGCUGCACGGAGGGGAGAUCACCACAGACCACUGGGGAGGGACCCCCUUGCACGACGCGGCCGAGAACGGAGAGCUGGAGUGUUGCCAAAUCUUAGUGGUGAAUGGCGUGAACCUCGGCAUCCGAGACCAGGAUGGCUACACGGCUGCCGACCUUGCAGACUACAAUGGGCACGUGCACUGCGCCAAGUACCUGCGUACGGUGGAGAACAUGAGCGUGGAACACCGGGUCCUCUCGCGAGACCCGUCUACCGACCUGGAGUUCAAGCAGCCCGAUUCGGGGAUGUCUUCGCCCAACACCACCGUGUCUGCCCCACAGGCCCACUUCAACCUGGGUUCGCCUAGCAGCACCCUCUCCAACUACGACUCCUGCAACUCCAGUCAGUCCAGCACAGGAGAGAAACGGAACAGCCAGGCCUCCCGUAAGCAUCAGGCGGGGGGAGACCCUCCCUCGGACGGCGCUUCCCGAAUUCCUGAAACGACCAUCACGGACAUGCAGACCUAUAUGGACAUGCUGAAUCCUCCCGAAGUCCAGCACACCGCGGAAAUCUACGUCCAGGCUAAGAACAACCUCCGUCACGUGGAGAGCGAAGUGUUGAAGCGAGAGCUUACCUCUCUGGAGAACAGCCCGGAGCUACGGCGCGUCGACUCCAGCCGGAAGUCGAGAAACUUCAACAAGCAGCCCAGCACGGGCGAUUACUACAAACAUCUGGGCGGCGGCGAACCAGCUGGGAGCAACCGGAAGAUGGCCCACAGCGAGGAGGCUUCGCUUCUGUCCGAGGAGAGUGUGCAAAAUGGGAGUGCGGCAGAGAGCAAGCCUUCCGGCGAGGUGCCUCCCGCCGAGAACCACCCGGCUUCGACCAGCCAACGGCGCUCCUCCUCGUCGACUGGAAGCACCAAAUCCUUCAACAUGAUGUCCCCGACCGGAGACAACGCAGAGCUGCUGGCUGAGAUCAAGGCUGGGAAGAGCCUCAAGCCGACCCCACAGAGCAAGGGCUUCACCACCGUCUUCUCCGGCUGCGGCCAGGCCGGCGCCAACGUGGAGACUCCGGCAUCCUCCCCUUCCCCAACCAGGAGCCCAACUCCUCCUUCUACCCCCGAAGCAGCUUCUGCCCCCCGGCCUGCCACCUCGCCUGAACCGGUCGUGAACGGCUCCUUGCCGCCCCUCGCCUCCUCAGCCCCAGCCGGCCAAGUGGACCUCGAGGGCCUGAUCCCCACCCACGAUGAGCAAGGCAGGCCCAUCCCGGAGUGGAAGCGCCAGGUGAUGGUCCGGAAGCUCCAGAUGAAGAUCCAGGAGGAGGAGGAGCAGAGACGCAAGGAACGAGAAGAAGAGGCUCGCCUGGCUACCAUGCCCGCCUGGCGGAGAGACAUCCUUCGCAAGAAGAUGGAAGAGGAAAGAGAGCAAAAACGAAAAGAGCAGGAGAAACUGAGGCGGGAAGAGGAGGAGAAAGAGAAAGAGCAGUCGGAAAAGCUAAGGACUCUUGGUUACGAUGAGACUAAGCUGGCGCCCUGGCAAAGGCAGAUCAUCCUCAAGAAAGGAGACAUCGCCAAGCACUAGAACCCAGAUGGCCCCGGCUGGCUCGACUCAGCUGUGCUUUGAAAAACAUCCUUCCUUUAGACCCCACCACCUGUCGAGAGGCGGUGGGCUGCUUCUGGUGUCUGGGCUUGGCUCCUCUUCCAGCAAAACCACACACCCCUUUCCUCACCCCCUUCUGUGCUUAUUUUCCUAUUCAUCCUCCCCGUGACCAGGUUCCGCUCGCUAGAGGUGAAGACCAAUGUAACACAUCAGGUGAGGCGGAUGUGGUUUGGAAACACCUUCGCAGACCAAACAGACAAAAACCCAAGAACAGGCAAUGUCUUCUUCUUCUUCUAGAGCAGUCCCUGAAAACAAAAAGGAGAUCCUAAUGUUAAUUCUGCUCAGUUACAGGUUUUGGUAGGCACUGACUGGCUAGUACUCGGGACAUCACCAAUCCUCAAUAUCGUCGUGCAGAUGUUUGUGUGUUUUCCAGCUGAGGUUCAAGGCACAUGUGUGACCUUCUUUAGAGUAUUGGGGCAAGAAGGGAGGUGGGUGUCUUAAUGGAAGACGGUGUCCGCAUUAUAUGAAAGUGUUCGACCAAGUUGUGACAAAGAAGGUUGACUUCUGCUAGGAUGAGUCAGCCGGUCUUCCCCGGAGAGGCUGAGCUGAAAGAGAAAGCUACUUGGCAACCUUAGCAACUAGCAGUUCCCUCAUUGGUAUGGUUAUCGACCAUGCCGUGUCCAGAACAAUGUGUCCCCCUUUGACCUUUGCUGCUUGUGCAGCUUGCCUGUUUCCCAGAACUUAAGUAGAACUGGACUUCUUCCACAGAAGCAGAGGAUUAGGGUUCAGCCUUUGGAGAAUCACCACUAUUUAAAAAAAAAAUCAAGCAUCCAUUCCUUGUGACUAUGAAGAUUUGCAUGGAGUGUUCUGCAGACGGUCUGCUUAAAAGAAGUGUGGAGGAUCAGCACUGCAUCUGGUUCCUGGCCCUCUCGCUGUUCCUUGCAGAGCAAAAGAAGACGUAUAAUUCUUGCAGAACGAUAUUUUUUUUCUUUUGCAGAACGAGAGACCCCCCACAACUCCCUUCUGUUUGCACGAAGCCUAGAAGCCAAGGAAUCCUGCUUUCCUUGCUACUGAAGUGGGGUGCAACAUUUCUACCUUUUCCCUGGGAGCCUUUAGGAGGAAGUGCAACGUGACACCUGCCUCUGGGCUAACUUCAGGAGCAAGGAAAAGGUGUGUUUUUUUUGCAAAGGUUCAGUUUUUGUUUGGUCCAAAACCCACGGAAAUCCACGGAAACUCUUGGUUUCAUCAGCCGUGCCCUCUCUCCCUCCACAGAAAACCCCCACGUCUUCUCAGCUGUCUCUGCACCUUCUUGAUCCAGAAUCAUCCGUUUCCUACCAGCUCCAACCCUUUAGUAGUCGUAGCUCGAGCGUCCCAAGGCUUUUAAUGUCUCAGAUCUUAGGCACCGGAUCAGCAAAGGCCGCUUAAAUGCGUAAACUAGAUCCUUAAAAUCGUCCGGCCCCGCUCUCUUGAUAAAAUCUUUGUAGAAGGAACAGUAGAUGACCCUGCUUUGCAGAUGUACAUUUUUUAAAAUUAUUAUUAUUUUGCAAAAUUUUAACACACACACACAUGCACAGAGGCAUUUUUAAAGAAAGAAGGCAGGACUUUGCAGAAGAAGGCACGAGAAUUUGGCUGGGUAGAGGUGAGGGGCGUCCUUCAGCGGCCAUACGGACUGACGUGUCUUUUCUCGUUAGGGCAGCGUGAUUCGCUCUCGGCUCUUUCAGACUUUUUUUUUCUAUUUGAUUUUUGUCCUCUUUGCCCUUGGCACCUCGAGCAGGGAGGGGUCAAGGUUGCUUCUGAACUAGAAUGUUUAUCGUAUCAGCUAUUAAAAAAUAGCAAUAAAAACCUGGAAAAAAUGGUGCUCUAUCUGGGAUGGUCACUGCUUCUCCUUUCCUAGGGUCUUCUCUCUGUACAAACAGGAUCCUCUGAGUAGCAUCCAUGCCACACGGUUCCUUCUGUUCUCUCUAUAGAUGUGAUGGCCGGAAUAUUUUUAGGAGGUGCUGGCUGGUGGGCAAGGCCUCCCUGUCUACAGAUUAUUAUUCUUCCCAUUCCAGGAGGUCAAAAACCCCAUACUUUCUAGCAGGAAGAGGCUUAAAGCCAAAUAAUGUUGUUUGUUUUGAGUCCUACCCCCUUUUGCCUGUGGCACCCCCUGCCACUUGAAACGAAUGCGGGACCCCAACAUAGCUCUGUAGCUGAAUGUGGCCGUUGGGCUCAUGGGGGUUCCUAGGCCUGGGGAUCUAAGCCCCAUCACGGGCCCAGAUCCGGACCAAACAAGGCAGGUGAAGGCUUGGGAUGGUCUGUGGGAACCCUUGUGCUAAGUUAAUUUAUUGAUGUUCAAAAUCUUCCCCAAAUGUGAGGAUCUUGGGCUCUGCCGAGGCUGCCAUCUUUCCACCCAUUCCGUGGCUGGGAUUAGAGACGUUUUGAGGGGAAAACAAGUUGAUGGCUACUGGGGGGGGGCUGGAUCCUCAAAACAGCUGGCCUGACCCCCUUUCCUUGCACCACUGCACGAGCCAAAAUGUCAGAAAGGCCCUGCACCAGCCUGUGUGCCAUAGCUUUCUAUACCAGCUGCUCCUGGUAAAAGUGGCAGAAAGGGGUCUGGAUUGCGCAGAAGCCAUACUAAGGAAGAGAGCCUGGGUUUUCAUUUCCUGAUAUGAGGCGAUAGCUUGGUGGCCGGAAUAAGUGGGGGGUGGGGGAUGUGGUGAUAAGCCAUGUUAUCUCUGUUGCAGCAAAGGGGAAAAGCCCUGUUCGCUGUGCAUGGCAGGACAACACAACUGGCAUAAAUCUUGGGCAAAGGCAUGAGCUAUGGCCCGUGAAACCAUACAGCCAACUUCUUAAUGUAUAGCAACUGGCCACCAAUACUUACAUCUAUUAACACUGGCAUUAAAAACUCACUUGGAUCUUUGCCAUUGAUUCCGGUGUCCUAUUAACUGCACGGCAGGACCCUUGUAUUUGCAGGAUUGGUAUCUGCUGCUUCAUUUAUUCACAGUAUGAAAAUAUUACAAAUAUUUUUUAAAAAACCCUAGAAAUAUGUAUUUUCAUGGUGUAUUUACCAGA
Messenger RNA from Pogona vitticeps (central bearded dragon), 5142 nucleotides. Lineage: Eukaryota; Metazoa; Chordata; Lepidosauria; Squamata; Agamidae. The record is from RefSeq and is a predicted model, not a curated record.